GAUUUGGUUUUUGUGAUGGUUCUCUGCCGUUUUUUCUUUCCAGUUUUCUUCGUCGCCCCGUCAACAUUUCCCCUUUCUCUUCUUCGGGGAAAAAAAAACAUUUCCCCUUUCCCUUUUAACUCCUAUUCCCACCGCUCCCCCUUAUCUCUCUCGUCUCCUUCGUUCCGAGCCCUAACCCUAAGCCUAAAUCUCGCCGACCGAUCGUCUCUGCUCCUCUCUUUGUUAUUGGAUCAUCUCUUCUCUGUCUCUUUUCUAUUGGCAACGGAGUUCCGAUCCGGUCGCUCGGAUGUUCUGCUCGACGUUUUGGAGUGGUGCUUUUUGUGCAGAAAGUGUCGGGAAUUUAGCUCUCAAGAAAGGGUUCUGAAGGUGCACAUUUCAAUGUGUUUGGAGCUUAAAAAGAUACUGGAUAGUGUUGUUACAAUUCUUCCUGCAAUAGAAUCGGCUCGGCCAGGGUACUCAUCUGGCAUACAGGAGUUAUGUUCUUUAAACAAUUCAAUUGAGAGGGCCAAGCUACUUCUUCAACAUUGUGCAGAAUCUAGCAAGCUGUACUUGGCAAUAACAGGGGAAGCAACUUUGUUAAGAUGCGAAAGGAUCAGAAGUGCAUGGAAUCAAAGUUUUUGUUGCAUUCAAAAUAUGGUUCCACCAUUGUUAGCUUCUCAGAUUUCUGAAGUCCUUGAUUGUCUUAGAAAAGCAAAUUUUGUCAUCGAUUCUGCGGAAGAGGUGGCUGGCAAAGUUUUGCUAGAACUGCUUCAGCAGACUAAUGCAAGUGAUGAUUUAGAACUUGAAGCCUUUCAGAUUGCAGCUUCAAAUUUGAACAUCACAUCUCCAAAAGCUAUUUUGAUAGAAAGAAGAGCCAUAAAAAAGCUACGAGAUAAGAUCCGUGGUACUGAUUCUAAAAAAGAGAAGCUCUUGAGCUAUCUUCUGCAUCUCCUAGAUAAGCAUGGAAGGAAAAUGAGGCCUGAUAUUUGUGAGCACAAAGAGAAUGUCAAUGCAGAAAGUAAGUGCCCGACUCCAGGCAUAAAUUUUGCAUGUGAUGCUGAUAACUCUGAAAACAACGAUGAGCCUACUGAUCAUGGUGAGGCUCAAGCUGAUCUAUCAAGAACUAUUGCACCUCCUGAGGAAUUCUGUUGUCCUAUUUCAUCAAGAUUGAUGUUUGAUCCCGUGGUUAUUGCUUCCGGGCAAACAUAUGAAAGGAUAUGGAUAGAAAAGUGGUUUGAUGAGGGACAUGAUAUAUGUCCUAAGACACAAAAGAAGUUAGCAAACUUUUCUAUGAUUCCAAAUUCUUGUAUGAAGGAUCUCAUAUCCAAUUGGUGCAGUAAGCAUAGCGUUAGUGUAAUGGAUCCAUGCUCACAGCCUAUCCCCGCAGCUUGUAGCUCUUGGGAACCUUCACAUUGCAAUUCCAUAUCAAGUUUGAAAAAUGUUUCUGCACCCCUAUUAGAUGGCAAAACUGGAGAUUUCAUAGUUCAAAGUGACCACAGCAAUGUAUCAUUUAUCUCUUCUGAUGCUAGCUACUGUUCAGAUUCAUUCCAUGUUAGGGGUAUUGAGAACCCAAGGGAUAAAUGUGCGCAGUUGUUCCCUUGGAGUGACGACUAUCAAAAGUGUCAAGCAUUUUCGAACUUUAACCAUGACAUGUUUCUGAGAUUCUUUUGUGGACUCUCUGAACUUUCAUUGGACUUCCAAGGCAAAGCAGUGGAAGAUGUGAAGAUCCUUUUGGAAGGGGAUGAAGAGACCUGCUAUGCUAUGCUUUCUAACGGUUUUGCAGAAGCACUGAUGGGGUUUUUGAAGAAUGCACGUGAUAUGUCUGAUGUCCGGGCACAGAGAACUGGAGCUCAACUUUUGCUUGCUUUUCUAAGUAACAGCAGGGUUGAAAUUCCGUCCUUGGGUGAAGAUGUGUUUCAGUGGUUGGCAUCAUUUCUGGAUUCUGAAAUAACAACAGAAGCUUUGAUGAUAUUCCAGAAGUUGUCUCAUUUUCCAAAGUGUAGACCUGACAUUGUGACCUCUGGCAUUGCUUCUUCAGUUAUAAAAUUCCUAGAUUCGGAAGACACUGAAUUUCUAGAGCUUGCCGUGAAAAUCCUUUGUGAUUUGUCACUUCACAAUGAGGUAAAAUCUUCGAUUUUAUCCGCUGGAAGCAUAUCAAAACUGGUUUCCCUUUUGAGUGACCGAAGACUAGCACUAUUUUGCUUAAAAAUUAUGCAAAACUUAAGUGAUGAUGAAGAGGCAGCAGCAUUGAUUGCCGAAACCAAUGGAUGCCUUGCUGCUAUUGUAGAACUGCUUGAUGCUGGCACUUGUGAAGAACAAGAAUAUGCUGUCACCAUCCUACAUUCUGUAUGUACUCACAGUUUCGCAAAUUGUCUGCUGGUGCUGAGAGAGGGCGUGAUUCCAGCUCUGGUUGAUAUAUCCGUAAAUGGGAAUGCCGAGGGAAAGGAGAGCGCCAUGAAGUUGCUUCAUCUUUUAAGAGAUGUCAGGCAUGCUGAGUAUCUUGACAGUUCAUGUCCCCAGUCUGAAACCUUACCUGAACCAGCAGAGGAUUCCAUUGAAUGCUCUGCAAGCAAAGAGCCGAUUUCAAAAUCCUCUGGUUUCUUCAGAAAGAAAAUGAAAUUAUUCUCAAAGCCUAGAUCCCUGGCGGCUCUAUUUUAAGCAGUUAGCAAGAUUUCCUGGUCCAAUAGACUUUGUACAUAUUUCUUACGUGACCGGUUUGUGUUUUUUGCUUUUUUUUUUAAUUAGGCAAGCUUAAAUCCUGUUAGGCCAGGGAAGGUUUUUGUUGCAAUACUUCGUGGGAUGCAUAUCCCGCAUGUAUCGACCAUUAGUUUGCCAGUUGUAUGUAACUUUCUUUUUUUUUUCCUCUAUACUCCAUGAAAAGAAUGUAUAGUCGUGGCGUUAUUUUUGGUUACAAAGGCUCCUUUUUAUUUGUAAUCCCUUUUUGACGGUUUGCUGAAUACUAUUGAGUGAUGGAAUAUGUGAAUGGAUUCCUACA
Molecule: messenger RNA, 2974 nt
Organism: Elaeis guineensis (African oil palm)
Lineage: Eukaryota; Viridiplantae; Streptophyta; Magnoliopsida; Arecales; Arecaceae
Source: RefSeq, a predicted model, not a curated record